AUGAAGAUGUUGGACAUUGGAUGCCUGGAAGAAAAAGGCGACAACAACCUUUCAGAGUUCCUUCGCAAUGUGGACAACAGAGACUUUAUAUGGCUGGAUGAGAUUCUUGAAGAAGCUAAAAAAAUAUUCAAGAGCAGCUUUGAUGGAGAGCCCGAGUUAAUGCCAAAAACUCCAUCACAGAAAAAUCGCAGGCAAAAGAAACGUUUUUCCAAAACUAAGAAUGAUCGGUUUUCUGAAAAGAGGUUAUUGGAGAGAGACAGUAACCAGUCAGGUCCUGUUCAACGCACUUCCAAAAGACUCCAACAGAAGAAGAAUGUAGAGAAUGCCUCUCCUUAUUGUCGGAUGACCAGAUCUCAGGCUGCCAGGAUCUCGAAUCCUACGUGUAAGACAGCAGCGGUUGACUUAAGACGGAUACCACUAGUAGAAAUUAAUAACCAUGAGAGGCUUAGUGCAGAGUUACAGCUUGAAAAAACAGCCACUCAGAAAACUGAGAAGACUCCUUUGGCCAAUGAAUCAUCAUUGAAUGAUGAGAACCGUUUAGAGACAUUGCGACCUUUGUCUAAAGCUUCUUUGCUUGUGAUCCCAGACACUCCUGAGACUCAAAUAAUAAAAGAAGGCCGGAGUGCAUGCAAGCUGAAAAUAGCAAAUGUAACUGUUGUCAAAACCACUGGAACUGAAAAACCCAGCUCUCAAGCGGAAGAAUUACUUGCUCAACCACAAGAGAAGAGCCAGGAUUCAGAAACCAAACUUCCUCAGAAUUUAAAUGAGAGUGCACUGACACCCACAGCUCCGAAAGCAAACCGUCAGUCUGUGCGCCGAAGUCUGAUGGGUAAAACCUCUAUGAAUAAGGCUUCACUUGUAGAAAGAUGUUCACUGGCUAGCAAAAGGGAAAGAGCGAUCCAGAAAUCUGGCAGGAGGACUAUGUCCACAAGAAGCACAACUCGGGAGCAGUCAUCCGCUUGUAGACGUGUGAGCUGCCGUGUUUCUCUGGUGAAAUUAUUGCCUGAAGAAAUUAAUGAAUCUAGACCACAGUUGGAUCCUGCUUCCCAUUCUCAAGAGGUUGCUGAUCAGCUGUUCAGUCAUUCUCACAACGUCCCCAGGGCUGCAGCUAUUGAAGAACAACAAGGCAGCGAAAAAAAAGCAAACAGUCCUGAAAAGAAUGCUGAGGUCCAAGAGCAACCUCAGAGUGUCAGACGAAAAGCAAGCUAUAAGAGAGCAGUGAAUGAGUUAUACGAUGGGCAGCAUACAGAGGAUGAGCUCUCUCCUCCAAGGAAAAAGUCGCCAUCCCCUCAGUGCCCUUCUAGUAAGGUUGCCCGCCCUUUCAAGACUUUCUUGCACACUGUACAUAAGAACAAGGUUCUCAUGAUGACCCCUGGCUCCGUGAGCCAAAACAGCGCCGUAAAAUCAUUUCUCAAAUACAACACUCCUGUCCAAACCAAUCCUAAGGAAAAGGAGAGGCAGCGCUUGGAGAACUUAAAGAAAAAGCAGGAGGCUGAACAGCAGAGAAAACAGAAAGUGGAGGAAGAGAAAAAUCGGCGGCUGGAAGAGAUGAAGCGGAAGCGUGAAGAGCGCCUCCGCAAGGUGCUGCAGGCUCGUGAGCGGGUAGAACUAAGGGAAGAGGAGAAGAGAAAACUUCUUGAGCAAAAACUUGCUCAGCAUAAUGAGAAGGUGCGAGAAGAGAAAGUGGCAGAAGAAAAAGUGAAAAAGGCUGCAGCUGCCAAAAAAGCUGAAGAACUUGAAGCCCGUAAACAGAGAGCCCUGCAGCUGGAAGAACGCAGACAGCAGGAGCUGAUGCAGAGGAAAAAGGAGGAAGAACAAGAGAAAGCUAGGCAGGCUGCAGAACUGGAAAAAAAGCUGGCUGCUGAGAGAGAACUUGAGAAAAAGAGAGAACAAGAAAAGCUUCAAGCACAGCAGGAGCGUGAAAGGAAGGAGAAAGAGAAGGCUGCUCGCUUGCAAAGAGAAUUAAUGGCUGCUAAAGAGAAAGAGCAGCUUCAGAAAGAGGCGGUGGAGAAAGAAAGGAAACUGCAGGAGGAGGAGCAGAAGCAGAAAUCUACUUCUGAUGCAGUGGUUGGUCACAAACAGCUGAAUGUAACAAUAGAGAUACAGAGCUCGCCUUCCUGCAACUCAUACCCAAUGACACCACAGGGCCCCAAACAGCCAAAGUUUGAAGUGAAUAAUUAUGGGAUGGAUCUGGAUAGUGAUGACUCCACAGAUGAUGAGAGCCAUCCCCGCAAGCCCAUUCCUUCUUGGGCUACUGGAAAUCAGCUAACCCAGGCCAUCAUUCACCAGUAUUAUAACCCUCCUGAUACUGAUGCUUUCUUUGGGGUCAUUAAAAGUCCCAAACUGGAAGAAAUCUUCUGUAAGAGUAAGCCACGGUAUCUGAAGCGCACAAGUUCUGCAGUAUGGAAUUCGCCACCAUUCCCAAAUGGCAAAUCUAUGGCAGCGCAAUCAUGGCAGAGCUUAAAGAGAUGCUGAAGUUUUCUU
Molecule: messenger RNA, 2484 nt
Organism: Euleptes europaea (tarantolino)
Lineage: Eukaryota; Metazoa; Chordata; Lepidosauria; Squamata; Sphaerodactylidae
Gene: INCENP
Product: inner centromere protein
Exons: 17
Coding region: 1-2475 (824 amino acids)
Biological process (GO): metaphase chromosome alignment; mitotic cytokinesis; meiotic spindle midzone assembly
Cellular component (GO): nucleus; midbody; meiotic spindle midzone
Molecular function (GO): protein serine/threonine kinase activator activity
Source: RefSeq, a predicted model, not a curated record